GUGGAAAGCAGUGGCCCCUGUUCUCAUCCUGGACGUAAAGAUACUAUUGCCAUGAUUCGCUUUAUUCUGAUUCAGAAUCGGGCUGGCAAGACACGUCUGGCCAAGUGGUAUAUGCAGUUUGAUGACGACGAGAAGCAGAAGCUUAUUGAAGAAGUCCAUGCGGUUGUUACCGUGCGGGAUGCAAAGCACACCAACUUUGUCGAGUUCCGCAACUUCAAAAUAAUCUACAGACGCUACGCGGGGCUCUACUUCUGCAUUUGUGUGGAUGUGAAUGACAAUAAUCUGGCCUACCUGGAAGCCAUUCACAAUUUUGUGGAGGUUUUGAAUGAAUAUUUCCACAACGUCUGUGAACUCGACCUGGUCUUCAACUUCUACAAGGUUUACACCGUGGUAGAUGAGAUGUUCUUAGCCGGUGAGAUCCGGGAGACCAGCCAAACGAAGGUCUUGAAGCAGCUGCUUAUGUUGCAGUCCCUAGAAUGAGAGACGGAGAAAGAAACCGAUCA
Euleptes europaea (tarantolino) is the source of this 503-nucleotide messenger RNA. It is a transcript of the gene AP2S1, whose product is annotated as adaptor related protein complex 2 subunit sigma 1. The coding region runs from base 52 to 480 and encodes 142 amino acids. Gene Ontology annotation, molecular function: clathrin-cargo adaptor activity. Gene Ontology annotation, biological process: clathrin-dependent endocytosis; intracellular protein transport. NCBI's taxonomy places the organism in Eukaryota, Metazoa, Chordata, Lepidosauria, Squamata, Sphaerodactylidae. Gene Ontology annotation, cellular component: AP-2 adaptor complex; intracellular membrane-bounded organelle; membrane coat. The record is from RefSeq and is a predicted model, not a curated record. The transcript has 5 exons.